AUACUAAAACAAUAAACGUGUAAAAUACCAUAAGGACCUUUCGUUAAGACACCUCAAAAGAAACGUCACUCCAUUUUGAUAUCAAAACACUUAAAAAAACGUCUAAAAAUAUGUUACAUUCACCAAGGGAUAUGAGAAGUAAGAACUUGGAAGCAUUGCAGACACUGCUGGUUUUAUGUGAUUCUGAUACCAAUGCACUUCAGGAUACAUGGUAUGCAGUGCUUGAGACUGUUUCUCGUCUUGAAUAUCUUGUAUCAUCUUCUUCUCUGGCUGCAAAUAUGAUGCAAGGAUCUAAUCAAAUAUCUCGAGAUUUUCUCAUUCUUUCAUUGAGGGAUCUGGCUGGACAACCUGCUGAGCGGGUGUUCAUGAAUAGUGCUAAGUUGCCCAGUGAUUUAGCAGUGGAAUUUAUCACUGCUUUAUGUGAUGUUUCCGUUGAAGAACUAAGAGAGCAACCAGCACGCUUAUUUAGCUUGGAAAAACUCGUUAACAUCAGCUACUGCCACAUGGCUCGUAUAAGAAUGGUUUGGGCAAGAAUAUGGAUUGUGCUGGCAAAUCAUUUAAUUUUUGCUGGAAAUCAUCCUGAUGAAAGAGUAAAUGUGUAUGCAAUGGAUUCUUUCAAGCAGCUUGGCAUAAAGUGUUUGGAGCGCACAGAAAAUAGUUUCAAAUUCCAGAAUGAUAUUUUGCAUCCGUUUGUGACUCUUAUGCGCGACAGCAAAAGUGAAUCCAUGAGGAAACAUACCGUUGAUUGCGUAGUGCAAAUAAUAAAGUCUAAGGCUGCAAGUAUAAAAUCUGGUUGGAAAAGUGUAUUUAUGAUUUUCACAGCUGCUGCGGAGGACGCGAUAGAACCAAUUGUCGAAAUCGCAUUUGAAAACGUAGAACAAGUUAUCGUGGAACACUUUGAUCAGAUUGUUGGAAACUGUUUUGUGGAUUGUGUCAGUUGCUUAGUUGGGUUUGCCAAAAGUAUGUGCUCUCACAGAAUAAGCCUGAAAGCAAUUGCACUCAUUCGUAUUUGUGAGGAUCGCCUGGCUGAGGGCUUCAUAGCAGGUGGUCCUUUGGAAUCAUUUGGUAAUAAUGCAGUUGGAAGUUAUCAUGUCAGAGAGGAUUAUUGGUUCCCAAUACUAGCUGGUCUCUCUGCUCUAACCUCUGAUCCACGGCCCGAGGUUAAAAACUGUGCACUUGAGGUUUUGUUUGAUCUGUUGAAUGAGAGGGGCAGCAAGUUCUCGUCUUCGUUUUGGGAGAGAAUAUUCCACCACGUGUUAUUUCCCAUUUUUUAUCAAGCAAAGCAUGACGGAGAAGAGAACCCAGACUCGUGUAGGUAUGAAAGGGUUCGUGAAAAUAGCAUUCACUCACUCCAACUGCUUUGCAACCUUUUCUGCACAUUUUACAAGGUUGUUUCUUUUAUGCUCCCUACACUUCUCAGUUUGCUGUUAGAUUGUGCCAAAAAGGCUGAUCAGCAAGUGGUUUCAGUCUCUUUGGGUGCAUUAGUGCACCUGAUUGAAGUAGGCGGACAUCAAUUUGGUCUCAGUGACUGGGAUACUUUGUUGCAAAGCAUAAGUGAUGCUUCAUACACAACACAACCUCUUGAGCUGCUCAAUGAUUUGGGGUUCAGAAAGGCAAAUGACCAGACCAUGCCAAGUCUAGAUUCGAGUUACUCUCCAGCUCAUAGUGAUACCAAUAUUUCUGCGAGUACUGGUACUGAUGACUCUGCAAAGGUUCAAAAUGCAUUAGGCAUGCAGGAAGACAGUCAGGGGAGGAAGCCUAUUGAGGAGGAGGAAAGUGAAGGAAUGCCUUCACCUUCGGGAAGAGCUUCGGAACCUACUUUGUCUGAUGGUUUUCAACAGAGUCAAACAAUUGGUCAGAAAAUUAUGGGAAAUGUGAUGGAAAAUCUAUUUAUCAGAAGUUUUACCUCUAAAUCCAAAAGCAAGAGUGGAGUAUUGGCAUCUCCACCCAAGAUUUCUGAAAAUAUGAAGCCUGGUGCAAGAGAUGAGAAUGAAAGUUCAGUGUUAGCAACAGUUAGGAAUAAAUGCAUUACACAACUGCUGCUUCUUGGUGCCAUUGAUAAUAUUCAGAAGAAGUAUUGGAACAAGUUGAAGACAGCACAGAAAACCUUUCUAAUGGACAUUUUAUUUUCUCUGGUAGAGUUUGCAGCAUCAUAUAAUUCAUAUUCAAGUCUCAGAUUACGCACACAGCAACUUGAUGCCAACAGGCCUCCCUUGAAUAUCAUCCGCCAGGAGUUAGCAGGAACUUCCAUAUAUCUUGACGUGUUACAUAAGGCAACUGCAGAAAUAAAUGCUGUAAAAGAUGAAACACAGGAGACCUGUAAAUCUCAAGAUGCAGAUCUUUUGGCGAGGAGCGAUGAAACGUCAAAGGAAGUUGAAGAAGAUAAGUUCCAAGGAGUUGCAGAACAGAAGCUAGUGUUAUUUUGUGGAAAAAUUCUGAGGGAGGCGUCUGAGUUCCAAUCCAGCACAGGGGAUGUGCCUAGCACAGAUGUUCAUCAAGUUCUUGAAUUGCGUUCUCCCAUCACUGUCAUGGUGCUGAAAGGCAUGUCCCAUAUGAACACCCGAGUUUUCAGGAGUCAUCUCAAAGAGUUUUAUCCUCUGAUUACACAACUGAUGUGCUGUGACCAGAAGGAUGUACGUGGAGCCCUUGCGGAUCUAUUAAGCAUGCAGAUCAAAACAUUGUUGCUCUGAUCGAUAGGCUACAUUGCACGCAGGUAUCCACUCCUAAGGAUCGAACUGCUAGACUAUUGAAGGAAUUACAAGUAAUAUGCACUUCACAUUAUUCAUACUUCUCUCUAUUAAAUCUCUCUAAUUCAAACCGAGUUUUUUUUGUAAUCUCCUGCCCGAUAAAUGGAGAUAUAUAGAGAUCGGUUCAGGUAAAUUUGUGUUCAUUUACACACUGCGCGCAUGUGAUGCACCGAACUAAUUGUGACCUUUUGAACACAAUUAAGUUGAAAACUGAUUUAAUGAAUCUUCAUACAUAUUCAAAUGUACUCUUAGUAGUUAGUGUGAAUAUUAUGUACUCCGAAAUUAUUGUUUAAGCUAAUGGGUACAUAC
Messenger RNA from Cuscuta campestris, 3056 nucleotides. The record is from the annotation of a GenBank genome assembly. Lineage: Eukaryota; Viridiplantae; Streptophyta; Magnoliopsida; Solanales; Convolvulaceae.